AUGGAAACGGUUACAGUUAAUACUAAACAAGACGAUAACGAUAAUGAUAAUAACCAAGGCAGAGCGUUGGUAUUAUGGAAAUAUAAUAAUCCAUUUUCAAAUUACAAGCAGGAUCCUGAGAGAAUUUUUGUUUUUAAUGGAUUCACUCUCAAGAUAUCACAAAAAUUAUCUGACCCAAUUGAUAUUACACAAAAUACUGGGAAUAUAGUUUGGGAUGGGGCAUAUCUAUUAGGCAAAUACAUAGCAGACCACCUUAAUCUUGAUCAUUUGGCCGGCACCAGCCGUCGAAGAAAAAUCAGAUUUAUAGAACUAGGCUCGGGAUGUGGUCUUGUUGGAUUAGUUGCUUGGCUUACAGGUGGAUACGUGGUUUGUACAGGUACACCCCAAGAUAUCGAACACACAAAAUUCAAUAUUAAACAAAAUGUUGAACAUGUUAUGAAUCAACAACAGCAAAACCAAUUUGUGUACAACAAAAAAGGUGAAGACGAUUUAGUUGAAAUAGUUGAAAGUAAAAGUAGAAACGCUCAUACACAAAAAAUGUCGCAAAAUUUAGAUUUAUUAGAUAAAGAUAAUAUUCAAGUUCAUAUUCUAGAUUGGACAUCACUACCGACCACUGAAGAUACAACAAACCCACUUCAUAAAUCAAAUAUGCCAUCAUUUGAUAUAAUUCUAGCAUCAGAAAUAUUAUACCUACCAGAUUUACAUAAAGAUUUGGUCAAAACCAUUCGUUAUUUUAUUUUAGGAAUCUAUAAACAACGUGGGUUAGGUGAAGAACAGUUCUUCAAAAUUGCUCAAGUUUUCGGAAAGCUUAGAGUUGAAUGGAUUGAUACCUCUUGGAUUGAUCAAUCUUCUAUUGAAUCUCAUGUGAAUCAAUUUUCGUCAACAAACUCGUCUACUUACUCUGC
Molecule: messenger RNA, 905 nt
Organism: Dentiscutata erythropus
Lineage: Eukaryota; Fungi; Glomeromycota; Glomeromycetes; Diversisporales; Gigasporaceae
Source: the annotation of a GenBank genome assembly